AUGUGUCAGGGGAAUCAAUUUAUCAGGAACGUGAUUGGAAUUAUAGGCAUAAUUACUAUAUUCUCACAUAUUAUUUCGGCUACUUUAUGGAUUACUUAUUUACUGGGAUGGCGCAUCAACCGUAAAUUGAAAUAUGCUACUCAAAAUCAAAAUUUAAACAAUAAUCCUCCCACUGGAAGACGACGAGAAGUACAACUAAAUGAAAAUGGAGUAAAUAUCAGACAACCGAAUGCAGAUGUUAUAUCUCGACAGAAAUUAAUAUGGCCCGUCUGUUCAUUGAGAAUGUCAACACAACUGAUUAUAUUUUCAAUGGAAAUCACCUAUAUUUUAGGUUGUUGUACAGAUUUAAUGAGAUUAAUUUAUCUUUCGAUAACUGGUGAUGAUUUACGCUUAUUGUUCAGUGAGUGGUCUUGUAGAAUACAAAUAUUUCUUUCAUUUACAACUUGUGAUCUAUCUGGAUGGCAUUUUGUCUUUUUAUGCAUUGAGCGCUGUUAUAUAACACUAUUUCCCAGAAAAUACUACAGUAUGAGUCAUUCGUCAUUUGGACCAGCUUUAUCUAUGAUUAUAUUUGCUUAUACAAUAAGCGUUGCUACAAAUAUUUUCUUAUUAAUACCUACUCAACAUGUUUGCUAUGAAUUCUAUAGCAAUCCUACAGUGAAUUCAGUAAAAUUUCUAUUCACCCUAAUCAUACUGUAA
Trichobilharzia regenti is the source of this 696-nucleotide messenger RNA. NCBI's taxonomy places the organism in Eukaryota, Metazoa, Platyhelminthes, Trematoda, Strigeidida, Schistosomatidae. The record is from the annotation of a GenBank genome assembly.